Callorhinchus milii (elephant shark) is the source of this 1101-nucleotide messenger RNA. It is a transcript of the gene nkx2.5, whose product is annotated as NK2 homeobox 5. Gene Ontology annotation, molecular function: RNA polymerase II cis-regulatory region sequence-specific DNA binding; DNA-binding transcription factor activity, RNA polymerase II-specific. The coding region runs from base 111 to 1043 and encodes 310 amino acids. Gene Ontology annotation, biological process: regulation of transcription by RNA polymerase II; cell differentiation. The transcript is spliced from 2 exons. Gene Ontology annotation, cellular component: nucleus. NCBI's taxonomy places the organism in Eukaryota, Metazoa, Chordata, Chondrichthyes, Chimaeriformes, Callorhinchidae. The record is from RefSeq and is a predicted model, not a curated record.
AAUCUGAGUGAAAAUCAAACUAUUUUAAUAACAACCCUCUCCCGUUGUCGAGCCAUUAUACUGUACUCUGUCUGAGAUAAUCUGGCGACACUACUCGCCUCUUACAGACCAUGUUUGCCUGUUCAGCGACAUCCACUCCAUUCUCUGUAAAGGAUAUUUUAAAUCUACAGCAGCGACCAGAGAUAGCGCCUCUGCCCAGAUCGGCUGAUUUGGAGUCUAUCCCGUUUCCUGCAUCGUGUAUCAUCGGGAGGAUCAAACACUCCUGCGGGGAAACUGACCCUCAAGCGCCUUUCAUCGACUCCCUGAGCCACUCAAACCCGGGCAGGAACCAGACAAACUAUUGCAGCGUUUUACCGGCAGAUUACUUGGAAAUGGACAUAGACAACAGCAACAACAGCAGAGAAGCCAAGACAAGCAAUGGAUGUAGCGGGAAAAGUGAAAAAGAGUGCCGCUUGGUGGAGAAGGAAGGGAAGAAAGUGUUGGAAGUGGAGCGUCCCAGGCGGAGGAGGCGCAAACCAAGAGUGCUCUUCUCUCAGGCUCAGGUCUAUGAACUGGAAAGGCGCUUCAAGCAGCAGAAAUACCUGUCCGCCCCUGAGAGAGACCAUCUGGCCAACCUGCUCAAGCUAACCACCAACCAGGUCAAGAUCUGGUUCCAAAACCGCAGGUACAAGUGUAAAAGGCAGCGCCAGGACAAGUCACUGGAGAUAGGUGGACUUCCAGGUCCUAGAAGGAUCUCAGUGCCAGUGCUGGUCAGGGAUGGGAAAUCGUGCCUAGCUGAUCCUUCACCUUACACUUCACAGUACAACAUGAAUAUCAGCCCUUACGCCUAUGGCACUUAUCCAAACUAUGUCAACUACACCAAUGGGGCUUCCAACGCCAACUACAGCUGCAACUACCCUGGGGUGCAAGCCAUUCCCUCCUCCACAUCACAGAGUGGUUUCAUGCACAUGAAUUUUGGUGUCAAUGACUUGAACCCUGCUGUUCAGACUCAGAUCCACCAGAAUAGCGGUGUCUCCACAAUGCAUGGCAUCCGACCCUGGUAAUGCCAACCUUAAUCUACAUUGUUUCGCCCACAAAAUAUACAGUCAAUUCACUUUUUAC